UGUGGACCUGGUUCCUGACAGCAUUAAAGCCUGAAAAACCCACUGAGGGCUCCGGACUCUCCUUAUCCAUGUGCCAGAAUCCAGAGUGAACUUGCUGGGCCCCCCAAGGAGCCACAUUCUGGAUGAGAAUGCGGCCUACUGAUGGUCUUGGCGUCAGCCUGAGGGGAAAACCCCUUUGCAUCAAGCCAGACGUCUGACCACGGGUCUCUGACCUUCAAACUUUCCAGGAAGAUGUGAAGCGCCUGCUCUUAAACUCAGUGGACACAGGUGACGCCCCCCAACCCUCUGAAGGACUGGCCAGCUCGUCCACUGCUGGGGAAGGUGCGGGGGAUAGCAGCACUGUGUGAUCGCUCCAGAGAAAUCCUGGCGUCCACAUCUUCCUGCAGUGUCUGGCUUCUCUUGCCAGCUGAAGGCAAGUGCCUGAAAGAACCCUGGACCCACUGGGGCCUCCUCUUAGCAGGCCCUGCCGGGAGCAUCCAGCACUUCUCUAGAACACGCGCAACCCAAAGUUGUUUUUUCCAACUUUGGGCCUCACCUCAGAACCCGCCCUUGUGAAAUUUAAUUUUGAUUUAGAAAUAACCUCAGCUUUACAGAGAAGUGGCAGACAUUGCUGCUCCUGGUUCUCUGGCUUUGGACUCAGACUGGGAGUUAGUACACCAUCAGCGUCCCUGCCUCGCAGGCCUGUGGAUUCAGACCGAGUCAUACCACCAUCUUUCCUGGUUCUCCGGUUUGCAGAUGACAGUUCGUAGUUCCUUGCAAUUCUGAGGCACAAAAGUAGGUGAGACUGCUUUUGUAUCUGCGAAGUGCUUCACUCCUGAAUGUAAUUCUAGCUGAGUGCAAUCUAGGUUAAGAGCCGGACAAGCGGGUAAUUAGAGCCCGCUCGCUGCCCGAGGACCGGCCGCCCAGCCGGAGCGCGCCCGGAGUCGGCGCCCUUCACCUGGCCGAUCCGAGCUGCGGCUGGACACGGAGCGCCCGAGAUGAUGGUGCUGGACAAGGAGGACGGUGUGCCGAUGCUCUCCGUCCAGCCCAAAGGCAAGCAAAAGGGCUGUGCGGGCUGCAACCGCAAGAUCAAGGACCGUUACCUGCUGAAGGCGCUGGACAAGUACUGGCACGAGGACUGCCUCAAGUGUGCCUGCUGCGACUGCCGCCUGGGCGAGGUGGGCUCCACCCUGUACACCAAGGCCAACCUCAUCCUGUGCCGGCGCGACUACCUGAGGCUCUUUGGCACCACAGGAAACUGUGCCGCCUGCAGCAAGCUGAUCCCGGCCUUCGAGAUGGUGAUGCGGGCCCGGGACAAUGUGUACCACCUCGACUGCUUUGCCUGCCAGCUGUGCAACCAGAGAUUUUGUGUGGGAGACAAAUUCUUCCUGAAGAACAACAUGAUCUUGUGUCAGAUGGACUAUGAGGAGGGGCAGCUCAAUGGCACCUUUGAAUCCCAAGUUCAGUAACGCCCGCCUGGCGCCUGGCCUCCAGGCUCAUCUGUCCAUCUGUCCGUCUGCCCGCCGCCCACUCGCCCAGCUGGCCAGCCACUCUCCUGCUGCGUCAGAACUCCUCCGUCCUCAAUGGGAGGGGCGGCCUUUCCUCGCCGCGCCUGUCUGUGUGUGACCCCUCCUGGGGCCGGGCUGGGCCUGUACAGUCUGUCUUCUGUAUAUAAAUGGGAACAUUUAUUUUAUGAGAAAUGUAAUGCGAUUUUAUUACUGGCGUGGAUUAAACUUAUGAAUGUUUCCGGGGAGGUUGCUCUGCGUUGAUCACAUGACU
This is a messenger RNA of Talpa occidentalis (Iberian mole), 1758 nucleotides long. RefSeq names its product LIM domain only 1 (gene LMO1). Gene Ontology annotation, biological process: positive regulation of transcription by RNA polymerase II. The record is from RefSeq and is a predicted model, not a curated record. The coding region runs from base 978 to 1448 and encodes 156 amino acids. Gene Ontology annotation, cellular component: nucleus. Lineage: Eukaryota; Metazoa; Chordata; Mammalia; Eulipotyphla; Talpidae. The transcript has 6 exons. Gene Ontology annotation, molecular function: transcription coactivator activity; DNA-binding transcription factor binding.